This is a messenger RNA of Planococcus citri (citrus mealybug), 2384 nucleotides long. RefSeq names its product heat shock 70 kDa protein cognate 2-like. The coding region runs from base 217 to 2088 and encodes 623 amino acids. The transcript has 7 exons. Gene Ontology annotation, molecular function: ATP-dependent protein folding chaperone; ATP binding. Lineage: Eukaryota; Metazoa; Arthropoda; Insecta; Hemiptera; Pseudococcidae. The record is from RefSeq and is a predicted model, not a curated record. Gene Ontology annotation, cellular component: plasma membrane; cytoplasm; cytosol.
CCGGAGCGAACAUACAACUUACGUACACCGCCACAGUCGGCAUUUCGACGAUCGCGAGUUCAAACUGGGCAACUGGGGCAAAUUAUCGUCGCAUUUUCGCAGUGUUUCGCGGUGCGUGUACCUUUUUUGAUCGCUUUCGAGUACAUUUUCGAAUACUUAAAUCUCUGUGUUUCGAAAAAAUCGUCUGUGUAGUUAAAUUUUCAACGCCGCAGAAAUAUGGGUAAAGUACCGGCUAUCGGUAUAGAUCUGGGAACGACGUACUCUUGCGUCGGAGUAUGGCAGCAUGGAAAAGUAGAGAUUAUCGCCAACGAUCAGGGUAAUCGAACGACACCGAGUUAUGUGGCUUUCACCGAUACCGAAAGAUUGAUCGGAGAUGCUGCGAAAAAUCAAGUAGCAAUGAACGCCAAAAACACAGUGUUCGAUGCGAAACGUUUAAUUGGUCGAAAAUUCGACGAUCCGAAAAUCCAAGAAGAUAUGAAACAUUGGCCAUUCUCCGUCUUCAACGAAGGAGGUAAACCGAAAAUCAAAGUCGAAUAUAAAGGCGAGACGAAAAAAUUCACCCCCGAAGAAAUCAGCUCGAUGGUAUUGACCAAAAUGAAGGAAAUCGCCGAAGUGUACUUGGGAGGCAAAGUAUCCGACGCGGUCAUCACAGUUCCAGCUUAUUUCAACGAUUCCCAAAGACAAGCGACCAAAGACUCCGGAGCCAUUGCCGGUUUAAACGUAUUACGUAUAAUUAACGAGCCGACAGCCGCAGCAUUGGCUUAUGGUCUAGAUAAGAAUUUAACUGGAGACAAAAACGUGUUGAUUUUCGACUUGGGCGGCGGUACCUUCGAUGUAUCUAUUUUAUCCAUCGAUGAAGGAUCUCUCUUUCAAGUGAAAUCAACAGCCGGAGAUACUCAUCUGGGGGGCGAAGACUUCGAUAACCGAUUAGUCAACCAUUUCGCCGAAGAAUUCCAAAGGAAAUUCAAAAAAGAUAUCCGUAGCAAUGUCAGAGCCCUGAGACGAUUACGUACCGCUUGCGAAAGAGCCAAACGUACGUUAUCUUCCAGCACAGAGGCCAGCUUGGAGAUCGACGCUUUGCACGAGGGUAUCGAUUUCUACUCGAAAAUCUCGAGGGCUCGAUUCGAAGAACUCUGCAUGGAUUUGUUCAGAUCGACGUUGACUCCGGUAGAACGAGCUUUAUCCGAUGCUAAAUUGGAUAAAGGUAGCAUACACGAUGUUGUAUUGGUCGGAGGCUCCAUCAGAAUUCCAAAAAUUCAAAAAUUACUACAAGACUUUUUCUGUGGUAAAUCUUUGAACUUAUCCAUCAACCCGGAUGAAGCAGUAGCUUACGGAGCAGCCGUUCAAGCAGCUAUUCUCAGCGGUGAUACCAGCUCUUCCAUACAAGAUGUGCUUUUGGUUGACGUAGCUCCAUUGUCGUUAGGUAUCGAGACAGCCGGAGGUGUAAUGACCAAGUUGGUCGAACGUAAUUCACGCAUUCCUUGCAAACAAGCCCAAACCUUUACCACGUACUCGGAUAAUCAACCGGCAGUCACAAUUCAAGUAUUCGAGGGAGAAAGAGCCAUGACCAAGGAUAACAAUCUCUUAGGCACCUUCAACUUGACAGGAAUUCCACCAGCACCGAGAGGUAUUCCUAAAAUAGAGGUUACUUUCGAUCUGGAUGCCAACGGUAUCCUCAACGUUUCCGCCAAAGAUACCAGCACAGGAAAAUCCGAAAAGAUCACCAUUCAAAAUGAUAAGGGACGACUUUCCAAAGACGAAAUCGAUAAAAUGCUUGCUGACGCUGAAAGAUACCGCAACGAAGACGAAAAACAAAGAGAAAAAGUCACCGCUCGUAAUCAACUAGAAAGCUACGUAUUCAGCGUGAAGCAGGCGGCCGAAGAAGCCGGAUCCAAGCUAAGCGACAACGACAAGAAAACCGUCGAAGAUAAAGCCAAAUCCAUACUCACGUGGUUAGAAACCAACACGUUGGCCGAAAAAGAAGAAUUCGAAGAGAAACUCAAAGAAGUACAAAAAGAGUGCGCUCCUAUUAUGACCAAAUUACAUCAAGCCGGAGGUAAAGGACCGACUGUGGAAGAAGUCGAUUAAUACCUAAGAAUAUGAUUUUUGAUUUUUUUUUUCCUUCUUCCAUCAUUACCAUAAUUCACAAUUUAUAAUGGACUAAUGCAACAGAUUACCAUACACGCGAAUCGACGACGUGUUAAUAAUACGUACCUAUACCUACCUGUACCUGUAUCUAAUGUACAUGGAUCGUGUUUUUCAUUUUCGCAUUAUACACAAUCUAGUAGGUAUCUACAAUGUAUAUUGAGUAUACCUCUAUGUGUAUAGUAUCGUAAAUGUACCGAAAGCACUAAUGUGGCAAUAAAAAUGGUGUUAAUUUUUCA